CCGCACCACAAGGGCAGGAGAGGCGAAGCGGAAACUUGCUCCAAGACCCUAUAGCUCCUACCAACUCCACAUGCCAGCAUUAUGUCUGCAARACUUGUAAAGGCAAGAAGAUGAUGAUGAAACCAUCAUGCAGCUGGUGCAAAGACUACGAACAGUUUGAGGAGAAUAAGCAGCUGAGCAUUCUAGUGAACUGCUAUAAGAAACUCUGCGAAUACAUAACACAAACUCCACUGGCCCGAGACAUCAUCCAGGCAGUCGAUUGCUCCGCAGAUCUUUUGGCUUUGCUCAAAGAUGGGUCACCACUCCACGAAGAGCCAGAGAAACCUUCUGACGCAGCCCUGGCUUUGUGUUUGACACAUUCCCCAGUACCUUCGACCUCAGAGCUCACGAGCGAUCCUGCAGCGAGUUUCUCAUCCGUACCUGAAAGCUCCCACAACCUCGACAUCCGAAGUUCUGUUAUCAACGGGUUGCCCAGUUGUAAUGGGCUUUCAGUAGAUAAACUCGGAGUGAAUAUCCCUUCUCCUGAACACACAAACACAAUUGAUGUGUGCACUACUGGAGAGUAUAUAAAAACUGAAGAUAUGUCUAGUAGUCUGCAGCCCGUGUGUGAUACAGUUUCUACUAGUGACUUGUGUCCAACAGGCAUCGACAUCUGCAGCUUCAGUGAAGAUAUCAAACCAGGCGGAUCACUGCUUCUCAGCGUCGAGGAGGUUCUGCGCAGCUUAGAACCACAAGCUUCAGUAUUUGAAACCGUUUCGAAUUUGCAGCCCAGCUUGGAAGCCAACAUGACUAAUGGCCCUUUUCUGCAACUUUCUCCCCCACCUCUUAGUCAUAACAUUUUCGUGUCCACAGAUGCAUCUUCUCACGGGAUCUCGUGUACAGCAGCAACGCCCAAGGUAGUUAAGUUAAACAGAAAGCGAUCUCGGUCCGAAAGUGACAGCGAAAAGGUGCAACCUCUGCCCAUUUCCAGCAUCAUCUGUGGCCCAAUGCUGGGAGCAUCGGCUCCUGUGACGGUGAAGCAGGAGAGCAAAAUGUCUUUGCAGCCUAUCGCAACUGUACCUAACGGAGGCAGUACUCCCAAAGUCAGUAAAACUGUGCUGCUGUCCAACAAAAGCAUGAAAAAGAAUUUAGAACAUGCCCCUAAGAAAUCCCACCCCAAAGCCAAACCGGGAGUGCUGAAAACAAAAGACAAAGCAAAGGAAAAGGUUCCUAGCAGUAACGUUAUGCCAGGGAGCCCAACGAAAACUGUGUAUAAAAAGCCCCAAGAAAAGAAAGGGUGUAAAUGUGGUCGUGCCACCCAAAAUCCAAGUGUUCUUACAUGCCGUGGCCAACGCUGCCCUUGCUACUCGAACCGCAAAGCCUGCCUUGACUGCAUAUGCCGUGGCUGCCAAAACUCCUAUAUGGCUAAUGGAGAGAAGAAGCUAGAGGCAUUUGCAGUGCCAGAAAAGGCCUUGGAGCAGACUCGGCUGACGUUGGGCAUUAAUGUGACAAGCAUUGCUGUGCGCAAUGCCAGCACAAGCACCAGUGUAAUCAAUGUGACAGGGUCACCAGUAACGACGUUUUUAGCUGCCAGUACACACGAUGAUAAAAGUUUGGAUGAAGCUAUAGACAUGCGAUAUGACUGUUGAAUCUUUCUCCCUUUUCCCUACCGUUAGUAGGGGAACUGCUACAGUUUUAAGGCAGCUAUGGUUCUGUUUAACUUGCUGGAGCUCCUGCGUUUAGAUCACUUGUAUCAAGUGUUUUUCAUUGCUAUGUUAUGUGUAUUAGUGUCUGGGAAAUAGUUGCAGAUAAUGGAGGAGUUACCCUAAAACUGUUUUUAGUUCUUACAGCACCUCAUAGUUUGAGAUCAAUUGCUGAUGUAAAUGAUUUUUAUCACAAGAUCUUUGGCAAGGAAUAUAUUAACCUCAUUGUAUUCGUUCAUGCUUUGUGCUCAGUCAAAGCCUCUGCUGAAAUGGAGAGAACUGGUACCUAGUUAGUCCUUCUCGGUUUUUCUAGAUGACAAUGUAGAAAAGCGAUGUUCAGUUAGCUGCAGUCACUAUUGCUAGAAAAUCACCCAAUAUUCCUGAAGAAAAUGUAGCCUUGAGCUGGGGAACGCAGUCUUGGAAUAGCAGAUAAUUUCUCAUUGUGGGAAUUGGUCACCUACUGUAUCGAACAGUUUAAAAACAAUAAACAGUAACACCUUGAGGAAGGUAGUAGCCCCAAAGCAGCUUCCCAAGUCGCCAAGCAAAGGUCAGGGCAUUUGCUGACCCGGUCGGCUGUCAGGCCACCCCCGCUGUUAUCACCAUUGCUUGCUUCUGUUUUCUUGACAAUCGUGCAGGUCGCGUUCCUGAUCCCUCGSGUUCUCGGCACCACCUCCGCUGGUGUGACGUGUUACUGCCCCACGUGGCAUGGGGAGCAAAAAACGCCUGUGCCUAAAAGAAGGCUUCGAUUUUYGUAAUGCCCUCUUUGGUCUUUGGGGGCCCCGCGGACUUUAUCACUGUUGUGGCUGGAGAGGAAAGCUGAUCAGAAGGCUGCGAAGGAGACCCCCAGGGGCUGAGGACUGCAGCUCUGCUGCAGAUGGUACCUUCAAUUUGUAGAGGCUUCCAAGGCACUUACCACACUGUGUUUUUCUGUCUUCUUUCACUUUUCUUAAGUUUGUACCACAAUACACAARGGCAUUUCACUGCUAACAGGCCUUUUUUUCAGGUUGAACUUUCAGAAAAUUGAUGGCUUUCGACUAAGGUCAAAUAUUUUGGAUGCUUAUUAGAGAAAAGAAGCUGUAUCAUUCACUCCACCCCAAAUCCUUCUGAUUUUUCUGUAAUAUGUCCAAAGUUGUUUUUGCAGGUAGAUGUCACCUGGGCUGAAAGGCCCCAGAUGGCAGAAACAGCACAAGUUGUCCAGGAGCUCCUCUCAAGAAGUGCUAAAAAAGGCGGCUCCUUGGUAGGGAUUCAACUUCAUGUAAAAAUGGGUUAUUUCUGGGAAAUCCCUCCACGUGAGCACAAGCAGGAGGGUUUAGACUUGAGUCCAAAGGCGUCAUGGGCAUCCUGGCAAAGUCGGGWUGCUUCAUGAAGGCAGAAAUGUGUCCCCUUUGAUACAGCAUAAAUAAAAUGUGGGCUGACUAGAA
Nothoprocta perdicaria is the source of this 3103-nucleotide messenger RNA. It is a transcript of the gene MSL2, whose product is annotated as MSL complex subunit 2. The record is from RefSeq and is a predicted model, not a curated record. Gene Ontology annotation, cellular component: MSL complex. The transcript has 2 exons. The coding region runs from base 111 to 1628 and encodes 505 amino acids. Gene Ontology annotation, molecular function: ubiquitin protein ligase activity. NCBI's taxonomy places the organism in Eukaryota, Metazoa, Chordata, Aves, Tinamiformes, Tinamidae.